Molecule: messenger RNA, 1377 nt
Organism: Cladocopium goreaui
Lineage: Eukaryota; Dinophyceae; Suessiales; Symbiodiniaceae
Source: the annotation of a GenBank genome assembly
AUGGAACUGACGAUGAUCAUCAAUGCUGCCAGCAAACUCCGCAUCAGUGAUGAAGAGCUUUAUCACCGAUUCGUCACGCACAUUCAAUCUAGAAUGGGCAAAGAAGCCUUCCAUGUACGAGAUAUUUCAGUCAUUGUCACAGCUUUGGCCAGAGUGAAUUGUGUGGAUGCCAAUACCAUGAGUCGCUUUGCGGACUGUGCUGUUCAGACCCUGCCACAGGCGACACCAUUGGAACUAGCCAGACUGAUGUACGCCUGCAUGAGUGUGUCGUGCCAUGCCCACGACUUGUUCACUGCAUGCGUUUUGCAGAACCGUGAGCAGGCAUCUUCAAUGGAUCCCACAGGGCUCUCCAACGCCGCUUAUGCUUUUGGCCAAUGCUUUGAGGUCGCAGAGGUAUCGCACUUGCGAUACUUGCAGAAGAUUUUCCGUCACAUACGGCUUGCUUCAAUUGCAAGUUUGCCACUUUUCCUACCGCGGGAGAUUGUCGGGCUUUUGAAGACCUACGCCCGCUGGCAAAUCACCUUUGACUGUGGUCAGUUGUGCAAGGUGGCUGAGCGAAUGCUUGCCACCAAGAAACAUUUUGACCUGGACACCACUGUGAAUGGUUUGCACUGCCUUGCACUUCUAAUGCAGCGAAAUGCUAUACGGAGUGGAGCAGAGACAACUGGUUCAAGCAAAGCAGCCUGGGAGGCAGUUGCACGUGCUGCAGGAACCCUUCUGAUACCAGAGCUUUCUAGCUUGCAAGCAUGGAUGCUUGAACAGGGGGCACCUUCAAGUGGUAUUCGCUUCGUGGAUUUGCCAGGAUUCAAAUACAGCUUGGUGGCUGAAACCGACUUGAAAGCUGGGGACACCCUUCUGAGAGUGCCUUCAUCUUUGCACAUUUCUCCAUCCUAUGUGCGCAGCACAGAGCUUGGCAAGACUUUCUCAUCCAUUGACGACAGUGCUUUGCUGGCUCUUGGGCUCAUGGCGGAAGCGGCCAAGGGAGAGGAAGGCAAAUGGUGGCCAUACAUCAGGAUGUUGCCUUCAUCAGACGAGCUGCACAUCCCUUUGCUUUGGCCAGAAGAUGAACGAAAGCAACUGCUGAAGGGAAGUCCGCUGGACGUGGCCACUGAGCAGCAGCUGUUGCAGCUCACUGAGCAAUGGAAUGACAUAGCUGCUGUGAUCAAAGAACUGGGCCUCGAUUCACAAAGCUGGACCAAGGAGAAGUGGCUGUGGGCCCAUGCUAUCGUUUUGACUCGCGCACUACCUUUCGGCAAUGAGUUGUCGCUUAUUCCUGGCUUGGACCUGGCAAACCACGAGCUCGGUUCCAAGAACACCUGCAGCAUCGGCGUUGCAGCGGCUGAUGGGCAAGUGGUCGAGGCUACAGAUGCCAAGUAA